Cinara cedri is the source of this 279-nucleotide messenger RNA. The record is from the annotation of a GenBank genome assembly. Lineage: Eukaryota; Metazoa; Arthropoda; Insecta; Hemiptera; Aphididae.
AUGCCUGUAGACAAAAGUACGCGGGUAGUAGACGAGUUAAUGGUGAUGGGUGAUCUAAUGGUCUGCACACUGGGUUGCUUAGAGGCCGGGACUGAAAAAAAAAGGACUGACUUCAUUCGCGAUAAAGGCGAAGACGACGAGAAUUUUAACGAACAUCAUCUGCCACGGAAACGAAACGUAAUCGUUCGGUUUUCAUUAACUCGUGAAAUGCAAAUGAUAAUGCAAUCCGGAAAUUUGAAAAAUCGGCUUAGUGCUGAAUUGGAAUCUGACGGUCCGUAG